This is a messenger RNA of Camelus dromedarius (Arabian camel), 2717 nucleotides long. RefSeq names its product solute carrier family 25 member 27 (gene SLC25A27). The record is from RefSeq and is a predicted model, not a curated record. The coding region runs from base 212 to 1183 and encodes 323 amino acids. Gene Ontology annotation, molecular function: transmembrane transporter activity. Gene Ontology annotation, biological process: response to cold. The transcript is spliced from 9 exons. NCBI's taxonomy places the organism in Eukaryota, Metazoa, Chordata, Mammalia, Artiodactyla, Camelidae.
CCGCUCGCUGCCCGCUGGACUGCUCAAGCCUGGGGCUGCUAGGGAGGCUGCGGGUUCGCCGGGCCCGCCUGGCCGAGCCGAGCGAGGGAAAUGGUCCCCGCCUCGCCGCACGCCGGCUGAGGGGGGGCCGCUCUGGCUGGGUGGCAGGCCAGCCGCGGCGUGGGGCGCGGGCCGGAAGGGGCGUAUUGCCGCCCCGCGCUGCUGCUGCUGAAUGUCGGCUCCAGAGGAUGAGGAGAGGCUCCUGCCGCUCACCCAGAGAUGGCCCCGCGCGAGCAAGUUCCUCCUGUCGGGCUGCGCGGCCACCGUGGCCGAGCUAGCAACCUUUCCCCUCGAUCUCACAAAAACUCGACUCCAGAUACAAGGAGAAGCCGCCCUUGCUCGGCUGGGAGGUGGCGCGGGAGAGGCUGCUCCUUACAGGGGCAUGGUGCGCACGGCACUCGGGAUCAUCCAAGAGGAAGGCUUCCUAAAGCUCUGGCAAGGAGUGACCCCCGCCAUUUACAGACACAUAGUGUACUCUGGAGGGCGAAUGGUCACUUACGAACAUCUCCGUGAGGUUGUGUUUGGCAAAGGUGAAGAUAAGCAUUAUCCCCUUUGGAAAUCAGUGAUCGGAGGGAUGAUGGCUGGUGUUGUUGGCCAAUUUUUAGCCAACCCAACUGACCUAGUGAAGGUUCAGAUGCAAAUGGAAGGAAAGAGGAAACUUGAAGGAAAACCACUGCGGUUUCGUGGUGUGCAUCAUGCGUUUGCAAAAAUCUUCACUGAAGGAGGAAUACGUGGGCUUUGGGCAGGCUGGGUACCCAAUAUACAAAGAGCCGCGCUGGUGAAUAUGGGAGAUUUAACCACUUACGAUACAGUGAAACACUACUUGGUAUUGAAUACACCACUUGAGGAUAACAUCAUGACUCAUGGCUUAUCAAGUUUAUGUUCUGGACUGGUAGCUUCUAUUCUGGGGACACCCGCAGAUGUCAUCAAAAGCCGAAUAAUGAAUCAACCACGAGAUAAACAAGGAAGGGGCCUUUUGUAUAAGUCAUCAACUGACUGCUUGAUUCAAGCUGUUCAAGGAGAGGGAUUCAUGAGUCUUUAUAAAGGCUUUUUACCAUCUUGGCUGCGAAUGACCCCUUGGUCACUGGUGUUCUGGCUUACUUAUGAAAAAAUCAGAGAGAUGAGUGGAGUCAGUCCAUUUUAAGCCCUUAAAGAUACAGUGUUCAGUGUCACUGACAUAUGGGCAUCUGCAGCACAUCCCCCUGUUGUUUCUACCUCUUUAGGAAGACACCUUACUCCACAGAGACUGUGAUUUAUAGGGGGCAGCACUUUAUUUUUUAUCUGGAAACCCAAGUUCUCUUUGACUCCUCUUUUUGUUCAAAAGCAAUCUGGUUGGAAUCACACAAGGCCACCCCGUGAGACCCAGCACUGCAUUUCCUAAAGAAGAAUCAAGUCUCCACCACUUACCCUGAGCGAGAAGACCUGAGCUUCAAGAUCCUAUUCUCUGCUGAAGGGCCUGCUUAGAGGAGCAAGUGCCAGAAGGGGAGUGGCCUCGCAAACCUGAAGCAGGCAACAGGAAUGUGGAAACACACAGAGCGACCAAGACACGUGACCUGUUACGUCGGUGUUUACGACUGAACUUUGAUUAAGUCACUUUUCUGUUGCUGUGAAAGUGUACACAUUGUAAAUUAAAGGGAGGUGAGUGAAUGAACACGUUAAGGUGCCCUAGUGUGGACGGAAGCUGACGUACCUUUUCUUGCCAGGAGAAUGAAAAACAUCACGUAGAGGUGAUGUUUGGAUCUCAGGGGAAGAAGCGGUUUUCUGUCAGUGCCCCGCCGGCAGGUGAUCUGUGCUCACCGGUCAGUGCUCCGCGGCGCAGGCUAAGGCCUUGCCGGCAGCCGCAGAUCCGACCUGGAGGAAAACAGAGAGGAGUGUUUGCUUUGUCACAUAUCCCAUUCCCUAGGGCUCAAGAAUCUCAGUGUGUGAAAAACGCAGCUCACUCGAUGAAAGCUCAGGUGGACGGGUCCUUUUGUAAAGAAACAUCUGUUAUCAUCCGCCUUUCGGUGGCAUUUUAAAAGCAAGGCUAAGAUGCAGUCAGCCCCUUCUGACACACAUCCUUUCUUAAUCUCCCAUCCCUGACACUAGGGGCCCCAGAGAGAGAGAGAACUCAGAAAUCACACUAAAGCUGUCUCUAGCCUGAAUUUUACUUAAUUUGACGAAGCUGCCUGCCUAAAAAGUGACAAGGACAAACUGCCUGUGGUAUACAGGUAUGUCUGAAUCACAUCCCUUUUCUUAGAAAGGGGAGCAAGUUCUUCAGACCUGCCUCUGGGCCACCUGUUCCCCAGCCUCAGACAGCGGGCAUUCCUGGAAGGGUGGCUGCAGUUACAGGCAGUUACAGGAAAACUCAGAAAGCUCAGAUCCAGGAAAGACCUUGGAGCUGAGCGAACAGAAUUCAUCAUGGACAUGGAUGAUGCUGAACAGAAAAAGUAUACAAGUGCUCUGUGGUCGCACGAUUGCAUAAUCACUGCCAUUUAAGAGGGGAAGUACACUUUAAAAUAUAUUUUAAUGUGAUGUACUAAUAUGCAGGCUUACUGGCUUUUUUUUUAUAUAAGAUUUGCAGAAUGUGGAGUUUAAUCUCUUAAAAUCCAUAGGGGUCUUACUUUCCAUUGCAUUUGUCAACCUGUAUAAAUUGAGUUGUUAAAUAUCUUUAAAAUAAUACUAUGUACUUAAGUUCUCAA